AUGAAGCAACUGUGGGACGACUUUGAUGUGCUGGGCACUGAGAUGAUCGUCACCAAGUUGGGUCGACGAAUGUUUCCAACAUUCCAAGUGCGCCUGUUUGGUUUGGACCACAACAGUGACUACACCGUCAUGAUGGAUUUUGUCCCAGUGGACGACAAGAGGUAUCGAUACUCCUUCCACACGUCAAGCUGGGUCGUCGCUGGCAAGGCUGAUCCGCACAUGCCGGGACGGAUACACGUCCACCCGGACUCCGCCGCCAAGGGCCCUCAGUGGAUGAAGCAAGUCAUCUCCUUCGACAAACUCAAACUAACAAACAAUCUUAUGGACACCAACGGUCAUAUCAUUCUGAACUCCAUGCACAAGUACCAGCCUCGACUGCACGUUCUCUACACGCCGCCCAAGUCUGAAGACGUGUCCAGCACUGAGAACCACAGAACUUUUAUCUUCCCUGAAACCAAGUUCAUGGCAGUCACCGCUUACCAGAACCAAAGGAUAACCCAAUUGAAGAUUGCCAGUAAUCCAUUUGCUAAAGGAUUCAGAGACUGUGAUCCUAAUGACUGCAUGGCAGAACUGUUGCAGAUGAACCCAGGGUGUCCCUCUAGAGCACGUCCUCAACACAGACCCAGCUCGUUCCAGCUCCUUGGGAUGUCCAGGAAAAGAGACGGAGAUAAGGACUCUGGUCAGGACGAUCUGCACGGGUCGCUGUCCACAAUGACUCCACCUCUCUCUCCAAUGACCGGCCUUCCAUCGAUGGCACCGAUGUCCAGCAUGUCCAUGCUGCCAAACCAUCUACAAACGGGCAGACCUGCAAACCUCUAUACCGACUGCUACACCUACCCUCCCUACGCCGAAUCAUACAUGAGCUCUUCCAAGGCGCGACCUUCACCUUAUGGUUACCCAGUGGAUUAUGGUUCCUAUUCCCCGCGAAUGAAAGGCAUCUAUUCAGCCCCGCGGACCAACAACUUUGCCUAUGGUUAUGAUGCACGAUGA
Molecule: messenger RNA, 990 nt
Organism: Candidula unifasciata
Lineage: Eukaryota; Metazoa; Mollusca; Gastropoda; Stylommatophora; Geomitridae
Source: the annotation of a GenBank genome assembly